AUGUCACGCGUGAUGUGCCUGGCCUUGGCCUUGGCAAGCUUGACUGUGCCACGUGGCCUGCGGCGCUUGAAGCAUCAUAUGGCUGACCUGCGUCAUUGGUUACCAAAAAAAAAGGAAAUUCAACCAUCCUCGGCUUCUUGCCUAGACCACCUGCAUCGCUGGCGCGUGCUUGCUUACGAGCGCAAGAGCUUUCACGUCAACGUACGCAAAAGCGCGUAUUCUAUGCCAGGUGUGCGGCAUGACCCUGCUGACUCGCUUCUAUGGAGCAUGAGCGAGCUCAGCCUCACAAGACGUGCGCAAGGCGAAAAGCCAUCUCGAUCUCCAUCGCUCCCUGUACAGAUGGAAAGCAAUCGAGACCCUUCUCUGUACUCGACGGCUUCGGUUUCUCGUGCCAGUGAGCCCACUCAAUUCUCCGACAUCAUGUUGCUUCCUAGUCGAUCCUCGCGUUCCGCAUCCAUUCAGUCGAAUCAGCUCUUACCACCGCCUAGUUCAUCGCGCACGCAGGGAGGCUCAUCGAUGCCGGAUAUUUGGAAGCCACCACCUCAGUCUACACCACUGCGCCUCACAUCGCAUUCAUCUGAUUUACCUAUGUCGUCUGUUCCCUUGCAUGCGCCGCGCCACAGUGCACCUCAUGUGCUGCCUGAACGUGUGCUAGGGUCGCCACGACCAUCACCCCAGUACAGCCUGGAUCGACCUUUCUCUCUUUUACAGCACAACACACUUGAGCAGCGCCGGGGCAGUGACACGCUGAGUGUGCCUGGUUCCAUGUUGUGGACGCCCAUCGAGUCCGUCGAGUCACAAUCUGUGCGCAGACGUCGCUCCGUCCAUGUCGCUGCUGCUGCCGCCGCCGCCGCUGCUGCUGCUGCUGCUGCUGCUGCUAUACCCGAAGUACCUCGCUACGAAUAUGCAGAUGUACCCAUGUCUAUCCCACCAUCUCGUGAGAUAACAUCUGCUCCAGCCACCCUGUCGCAAUCUGACUCUGCCUCAUCACAAAUGAAUAAGUCUCGUCUCUCGCUAUCACAAGCAGAGAUGCCACCUGAGUUUAUGUCACCUUCAUCACACAAGUCGACACCAGUGGCGUGGAAAAACACAUUGACAUCCCGUCCGCCGCCGGCAACUUGCGCGUUUUCGCAUGAUACCAUGCCGCCCGACACCAUACCUCCAGAGACACUGCCACCUGACGUGGCACCGCCCGACAUAUUAUCACCCACAUGCAUGCCCCCGGGAUAUAAUGGUGCCAGGCGCUAUACCCUCCAAGCUUGA
Messenger RNA from Malassezia globosa CBS 7966, 1263 nucleotides. RefSeq lists its product as uncharacterized. The coding region runs from base 1 to 1263 and encodes 420 amino acids. The record is from RefSeq and is a predicted model, not a curated record. Lineage: Eukaryota; Fungi; Basidiomycota; Malasseziomycetes; Malasseziales; Malasseziaceae. The transcript has a single exon.